Molecule: messenger RNA, 1410 nt
Organism: Rosa chinensis
Lineage: Eukaryota; Viridiplantae; Streptophyta; Magnoliopsida; Rosales; Rosaceae
Product: probable polygalacturonase
Exons: 1
Coding region: 1-1410 (469 amino acids)
Biological process (GO): carbohydrate metabolic process
Molecular function (GO): polygalacturonase activity
Source: RefSeq, a predicted model, not a curated record
AUGAGAUCACUAAUAUUGUUAAUACAUGUUGUGGUCUGCUUACUCCUUAUUGGAGGGGGUGACAGCAGAAAAGUAUUCAAGCUCUCCGAGGAGAAAUCCGAAUCUGAAUCCACCUUCGAGUACAAUGCCAUCAGCUGCAGAGCCCACAGCGCUUCGCUCACUGAUUUCGGAGGAGUAGGAGACGGCAAGACAUCAAACACAAAGGCCUUUCAAGCCGCAUUCAACCACCUGAGUCAGUACUCAACCCAAGGAGGCGCUCAGCUUUACGUUCCGGCCGGGAAGUACUUGACCGGUAGCUUCAACCUCAUCAGCCACUUCACUCUUUACCUCCACAAAGAGGCUGUUCUCCUCGCUUCUCAAGACCCCCAAGAAUGGCCGGUGCUCAAACCACUCCCGUCUUACGGCAGAGGAAGGGACGCACCAGGUGGACGCUACGCGAGCCUCAUAUUCGGCACCAACCUCACCGACGUCGUCAUCACCGGAGACAACGGCACAAUCGACGGUCAAGGUGAAUUCUGGUGGAACAAAUUCCACAGUAAAAAGUUACAGUACACCCGCCCGUACCUGAUUGAGAUAAUGUUCUCCACCAACGUGCAAAUAUCUCAUCUCACUCUUUUGAACUCUCCAUCAUGGAAUGUACAUCCCAUUUACAGCAGCAAUAUACUAGUGCAAGGAUUGACCAUCAUAGCUCCGGUGAGGUCUCCGAACACAGAUGGAAUUAAUCCGGAUUCAUGCACAAACGUCAAGAUUGAGGACUGUUACAUUGUCUCCGGCGACGACUGCGUGGCCGUCAAGAGCGGUUGGGACCAGUACGGCGUGUCGUUGGGUAUGCCAACCAAGCAACUAGUGAUCAGACGACUUACUUGUGUUUCGCCUUACAGCGCCGCCAUUGCAUUGGGCAGCGAGAUGUCCGGCGGGAUUGAAGACGUCAGAGCAGAAGACAUCGUGGCCAUUGAUACGGAAUCCGGGGUGAGGAUCAAGACAGCUGUAGGGCGAGGAGGGUACGUGAGGGACGUGUACUUAAGGAGAAUGGAAAUGCACACCAUGAAGUGGGCGUUUACGAUGAGUGGCGAUUAUGGGUCACACGCUGACGAUGGCUAUCACAAGAAGGCGUUUCCUGAGAUCAAAGGGAUUCACUACAGGGAUGUGGUGGCUGAUAAUGUGACGAUGGCGGCGAAACUGGAGGGGAUUGCUGGCCAUCCGUUUACGGGGAUUUGCAUGUCGAAUGUGACAGUUGGAUUGGCUGCCAAGGCAAAGAAGCAGCCGUGGAGCUGUGCUGAUAUUGAGGGGGUUGCAAGUGGCGUGACGCCGACACCGUGUGAUUUGCUACAGUGCUACACGGUGAUGAUCCGAGUCAGGGUGAUGUUGCUAGUGGUGGCUGUGAUUUUCCUGUGGAUGUUGUACCAAUAA